This is a messenger RNA of Xiphophorus maculatus (southern platyfish), 1776 nucleotides long. RefSeq names its product chemerin chemokine-like receptor 1 (gene cmklr1). The coding region runs from base 92 to 1144 and encodes 350 amino acids. The record is from RefSeq and is a predicted model, not a curated record. The transcript is spliced from 2 exons. Gene Ontology annotation, cellular component: plasma membrane. Gene Ontology annotation, biological process: phospholipase C-activating G protein-coupled receptor signaling pathway; chemotaxis; complement receptor mediated signaling pathway. NCBI's taxonomy places the organism in Eukaryota, Metazoa, Chordata, Actinopteri, Cyprinodontiformes, Poeciliidae. Gene Ontology annotation, molecular function: G protein-coupled receptor activity; complement receptor activity.
AAAUAGAGCAGCUCAGUCGGUGCUCAGCUCAGAACAAAACAACCACAAAAAGAGACAACAGCAGAGAAUUUGAGACCAAGCAAAAGGUAAAAUGGAAAACUUCGACAUUUUAGGUGGCGAUUAUGAAUACUCAGAUUACAACUACACUGAGAUCGGCAACAUCACUAUACCUGAAGGAACAUUUUUACAACACAAACCAAGUUGUCUGAAGGAAGGCACGUGUGUGCUUCUGACUGCAAUCAAUGUGGUAAUUUUCCUGCUGGGCUUUUUUGGGAACAUGCUGGUCAUCUGGAUCUCUGGCUUUAAGAUGAGGAAGACUGUGAACACCACUUGGUACCUGAGCCUUGCCAUCUCUGACUUUUUCUUCUGUGCUUUUCUGCCAUUUAACAUCUCCUACAUGGCAAUGAAAGAGUGGCUCUUUGGUUCCUUCAUGUGCAAGUUCACCUCUGCAGCAAUGUUCAUCAACAUGUUCAGCAGCAUCUUCCUCCUCAUCGUCAUCAGCAUGGACCGCUGCGUGUCAGUCGUGUUUCCAGUUUGGGCCCAGAACCACCGCUCUGUCCAAAAGGCAUCAGCUGUGGUUGUUUUCGCUUGGCUUCUCGCCAUCGGAAUGAGCAUUCCCUCAAUGAUCUUUCGUGAGGUCCAGACGAUUGAUGGAAAUCAGGUCUGCUUCAACAAUUACGUCCGAAAACAACACAGUCACAAGAUUAUUGCUGUGACCCGCUUCAUUGCGGGUUUUGUGGUUCCGUUCACCGUCAUUAUCAUCUGUUACUCCAUCAUCAUCUUCAAACUUCAAAACAACAGGAUGACAAAAUCCUCCAAACCCUUCAAAGUAAUGACUGCACUCGUUGUUACAUUUUUUGUGUGCUGGCUGCCUUACCAUGUGUUUUCCCUGCUGGAGCUGAACCACCACAACCAUGACCACAACACUUUAACCACUGGACUUCAAGCGGGUGCCAUUUUAGCAUCAGCAAACAGUUUCCUCAAUCCAUUGCUGUACGUCUUCAUGGGAAACGACUUCAAGAAGAAGCUAAAGAGCUCUUUGCUUUCAAAGAUGGAGAACGCAAUGGCUGAUGAAGGACGCACUACCAGUCGAUACCUGUCCAGGUCCAGCUCAAUGGACGGCAGAGCUUCCACGCACAUUUAGAGGCGUGGACGCUUAAACGAAGCAAAAAAAAAAAAAAAUGUCUAGAAAUAUAUUUUGACAGUGAGUACAUUUCAUUAAAUAUAUAUUAAAAUCAAAUCUGUUUGUAUUUACUAAAAAAAAACAGUCAUGUAAGUGAUGUAAAUGAUAUGGUUCUAAGUAUAGAAUCUUUAUUAACACAUUGUCAAAAAAGUGUGCAGCAAGAGAUGACAACAACUCCACUCACGUCUGGUAAAAACAGUUCAGAGUAAGGAACAACGAUAUUUUCAUGCCCUCCAUCUUGGUCCGUUGCACAUUAAAGAGUAGAAUCCGAACUUUGUUGCUGUUAUUACAAUUUUGUCACAUGGCACUCUGAACAAUCAAGUCAACCCAGUCUGGUCCAAAGCCAGAAAAUGUUUCUGCCAUUUUUCAAAGAGCAAACCUUUGGUGGAUGUACUGCUUGAGAGCAUGCUUGAAUGUAAAUAUAUAAGGUUUUUGCAAUGGAUGAGUGCAUUGUUUGUAUUUGCAUAUAAAAUACAACAGAUUUUUAUAAAUCUUGAUUCUUUUAAAAGAAGUCAUGUAAGGAAAUGUGUACAUAUGUAAUUUGAUAUAUAAAAUCUUUAUUGUCAUCUGUUCAAUAAAAAACUGAAUCUGUU